Paramecium octaurelia is the source of this 1182-nucleotide messenger RNA. The record is from the annotation of a GenBank genome assembly. Lineage: Eukaryota; Ciliophora; Oligohymenophorea; Peniculida; Parameciidae.
AUGUCACAUAUUAAUAAAUAACCUGGAAUAUAUUAUUUAGUUACUUGUUUUUAAAAUGAAUCCUAAGGGGGAGCUAAAAACUUGUACUGUUACACGUAUAUGAUUAUUUUUAGAAAUAGAAAUAUACUAGAAAUAGUUUGGGCUUGGAUUAUCUUGAUUUCUGGAUUAAUUGUAUUAUUCAGAAGAUAUUAAAAACAUAGGGAUAUCGCUCGGUUCAAUCGUAAAUAGAUUAUUGUUGCAAUCAUGGUUAUAAAUAUGUGUGGUAAUAAUUUUAGCAAUUUUUCAGCAUAUUUAUCAUAUCAAUGGUCUUAUGAAAGUGCCUUACUAUAUUUUCCGGAGUAUUACUUUUAAUACAUCUUUUUUUGUUAUACCAUCUAUUACUUCGGUAGAAAAUCAAUUAUCCUGGGAAUGUUGAAUAUGAGAAUGGAUGUUACAUCUUAAGAUAUUGAUCCUAUUAUUUAACUAAAAUUGUCCAAAUUGUUUUGCAUAGGAUUAUGUUCCUUUUUUACUAUAAUUUUCAUAAUGAAUUACGUCUAAUACUUAUUUAUCGUUAGUGAUAAUAAAGAAUACGACUUAUGUUCAGGUAGAUAAAAUUAAUAUUAUUUAGCCAGCUUUUUCAAUAUCGUUACAACAGUAGGAUUCUUUAUGCAAGGUCUUUUCAUUUUGUAAGUUAAGCAAUUGUCAAGAUAAGUCAAUAAAAAUUUGAGAGCCUAGAAAUUUGAUGAUCCGAUGAAGAAAUUGAAGGAGUAGAUUCAAAAGAAUUAAUCUUCUUUGUGGAUUCUAGUGAUCUUCUGUUUUUUUGGUUCAUUUGCCAAUUUCAUGUAGAAUGUCUAUUUUGUCUCUAAGAUUGCUAAAUACAAAGAUAAUGUAGGUUAUUUCACAUGUUGGUAUUUCAAUGUAAUGCAUUAUUUAUUAAAAAGUUAAGUAGCGUAUUUUGGAAUAAUUGUCUAAAUGCAUUAAUAGGAACGACAAUAAAGUUUUUUGAUUUCUUUUUACCUUAUUUUUUGGCUAUAAAAACUUUUUGGUAUAAAUCAAAUGAAUAGCAAUUGUUUGUAUUGAAUUUGUCUUAAUCAUAAGAACACAUCCAAUUCUGAUUCAAAUGAAGUUGAAGUCUAUGAAUUGUAGCUGUCCAAUAAUUAAUCCUAAUAAACAUUAUCAUAAAAUAAUUAAGAAGAUUAAUGA